AAAUGACAUGUUUCGUGGUCAUUCAUCGACACUUCCUCAUUUGUUGAAGAACAAGGCAACAGCAAGUACAGCAAGUACUUAUGAUCAAUUCUUGUUUAUUUGUACAUGUAGCUACAGUCGCAGCUUCCAGGUUGCUGUGAGUACCAAACACUGCUUUGUAAUUUCUUUCGAGUUCAUGAAGGUGGCUCAAUAUGCUAGAACGUAGUGUAGAGUAGCACGAAGUAAAGCACCACGUUGUGUUCACAAUUUCAGACACUGCAAUAGCUGCUGAGGCUUUGGUUUUCAUUUCAUCCAGGAGAGCUCCCUUUGCCAAAGUUGAGGAGGACCUGACGGAUGUGGCUUUUACUUCUGUUUUCGCUCGGCAUACGCGAGUCGUGGCAGAAGGUUUGGUACCCGGGAGUGGAGGAUCAGAUUGAGGGCUGCUACACAGUGACUGCUGAUCUAACAGAUGACCACAGUACUGCCAGCUGUGGAGGAAAGCAGUGUCCCAACUGCUACGAGCUUGACACCUCAAGCAGUGCAAUCACCUUGACAAUUACAAACUGCCACUAUGUCAAUGGAGCGGCUCUAACUGGUCAGGCAGUCUUCUUGUAUGCUUUCUACAAUACUGGAAAAGGCUCUGCCUUUGUCAAGGAUGGAAGUGCAGCAGGUGCCCGAGAAUACUUCAUCAGGCCUCUGGGGCAGGGCGAUGCUGCAACAACUUGCAUGUGCAAGGAUGGUCAGCUUGCCUGUAGUGCCGACACUCCCGAAGUGCUGAAGGUCACUGCAAGCGGCUCCUCAGAGCCGAGCACAGAGUGCGCAACCUUGAGUGGAACAUCAAUAGCGCUGGACCUGAGCACCACUGCCUGCAACUCACAAUACUGCCCCACAUGCUUCAACUUGGAUACCACGUCAGGUGGUGCGGACAUGGCAAUUACCCUCACGAAUUGCAACUACUACAUGGGGAAGGAUAUGGCUUCAAACUACGUUAUCAAGUAUGACUUCUACAACUUUGGCACCUAUGCAGCUUCCCUCACUGACGGAGGAGGUGUAACAUACCAAAUCUCGUAUGGCGAGUUUGGUGCAUCUGCCACUCAUUGCGCAUGUCUGGCAGGGACGUCGGGUGCUCUGAGAAACAUCCAUCGUGUAUUUUGCAGGAAGAUGCGACUUGAGUUCUGUAGGAAUAGCACUGUUUGGCAUGUUUAG
Durusdinium trenchii is the source of this 1185-nucleotide messenger RNA. NCBI's taxonomy places the organism in Eukaryota, Dinophyceae, Suessiales, Symbiodiniaceae. The record is from the annotation of a GenBank genome assembly.